AAGCUGUACUCGUCCUUCCUCCCUAUCCCACUAUCGAUCCCUUGCCCCCUCCCCAUCCCCUCAUCCUCCUCCAAGCCAGUCACCACCAUAACGCACCACAUCUACGCUCGACCGCACACCUCCAAGCCAUCGUCAUCGAGUGAAGAUGCGGAGGGCGAUUUCCCCAGCGACCGGACGGUAUUCGUCGCAAAUCUUCCGGUGGACAUGUCGGAGCGCAGACUCAGGGGUGUGUUUGGCAAGUGGGGCGUCGUAGAGCGGGUAGUGAUGGGCGGGCAGAGCGAGGGGGAUGUCCUGGAGAGGGCACUACGGGGGAUGGACGUGGAAGAUUCGGAUGAUGAAGCUAGCGCAGAGGGAGAGGGAGAUGGCGGUGGAUGGGAAACGGUAGGGGCGGACGGCGAGGUCGUACCCAGCUCGGACCCAAAGUUUCUCGGUGACCCGACACUCCCAUCUCGCAAACGGAGACGGCUGAACAAGCUUCCCAAGUCUGUACCGGAAGUGACUGCCCUGCCUCCCCUCAACCCCAGGUCGGACACAUACGGUCCCUCCGGUCUCCGGACCGCUCACAUCAUCUACCUCGAACCCAUCUGCGUCUCGCGCGUCAUGUCCUACUCUGGCUCCUCAAUCCCCUUCUCCCCUUCUUCCGAGUCGACUGCCAAUCCCUCAGGUCUCCCCUACUACCUCGCGCGCCACUCGGCCCUCCGUCCAGCUCUCUCGGCGGUCAAGGCAUUCUCCGACUCCUCCAUGGCGCGCUUCGACCACCUCCAUUCCCUGCUCCUCUCGUCGCGCGCGAAACAGGCCGGUGCGGGCGCCUUGUUGGAUGAAGACGGGUUCACGGUGGUCGUGCGGAGCGGGAACCACUCGAGGACGGGUGGGAUCGCAGAUAGGAUGGGACGGAACGUGGGAAGUGUGGGGAUCGCAGGCAAAGGAUUUGGGAAGGCUGGGUUUGCAGGCAAGGCGGGGAAGAAGAGUGGUGGGCUGGGAACGGCAGAGUUACAGGACUUUUACAAGUUCCAAAAGAUGGACAGGAAGAAGCAGGAACUGGUCGAUCUCAGAUCCAAAUUCGAGGAGGACAAGAAGAAGGUCGAGGAGAUGAAGCGGGCAAAGCGAUUCAGGCCAUAUUGA
Molecule: messenger RNA, 1122 nt
Organism: Dioszegia hungarica
Lineage: Eukaryota; Fungi; Basidiomycota; Tremellomycetes; Tremellales; Bulleribasidiaceae
Product: ribosomal RNA-processing protein 7-domain-containing protein
Exons: 2
Biological process (GO): ribosomal small subunit assembly; rRNA processing
Cellular component (GO): UTP-C complex; CURI complex
Molecular function (GO): RNA binding
Source: RefSeq, a predicted model, not a curated record